AUGAAUGAAUUCUUGGAGUUGCAAGACACCAUUUUAGCAAAGUUUGGCAAUGAAGAGCCGGAGGUUCCUGUUGUUCGUGUUAAGAAUAUUACACAAACAUCUCUUAUUCUUGAGUGGGAUCCUCUUUCAUUGCACACCGCUAAACUUAGAUCUCUCGAUAUUUAUAAAAAUGGAACCAAACUGGCUCAACAUGUGCCAAGUGAUACCAACUUUAUUAAAUUGUCAGGAUUGGACGUGGAUCAUGAAUUCGAGUUUCAUGUUGUUAUUAAAACAACUGCCGGUGAAUAUAGAUCGAACAAAGUCACUGCACGUACACACAAAAUGGAUAAUUUGACUGGUAUUCGUGUCGCAUUUGGUUUGUUUGAGGAACCAGAGCCUGCAAUCACAGAGUUGAAGGAGUUGUUGGCCAAGAUGGGUGCUUCUUGGUCGGAGGAAGUUAGUGUUGAAACAACACAUUUGUUGGCUCAACUCCCUGGUGGGCCAAAUUACGAUCGUGCAGUCCAUCAUUCUAUACCUAUUGUCAAGCCUGAAUGGCUGGUUCAAUGUGAUAGAAAUAAAAAGAUUCAGCCUGCUCUCCCAUACUACAUCGUCAGCGUACCCACUAAUGAAUAA
Messenger RNA from Mucor mucedo, 612 nucleotides. RefSeq lists its product as uncharacterized. NCBI's taxonomy places the organism in Eukaryota, Fungi, Mucoromycota, Mucoromycetes, Mucorales, Mucoraceae. The transcript is spliced from 3 exons. The record is from RefSeq and is a predicted model, not a curated record. Gene Ontology annotation, biological process: conjugation with cellular fusion; Golgi to plasma membrane transport. Gene Ontology annotation, cellular component: exomer complex; trans-Golgi network. Bases 1 to 612 code for a protein of 203 amino acids. Gene Ontology annotation, molecular function: protein binding.